Leishmania mexicana MHOM/GT/2001/U1103 is the source of this 1683-nucleotide messenger RNA. RefSeq lists its product as hypothetical. The coding region runs from base 1 to 1683 and encodes 560 amino acids. NCBI's taxonomy places the organism in Eukaryota, Euglenozoa, Kinetoplastea, Trypanosomatida, Trypanosomatidae. The record is from RefSeq and is a predicted model, not a curated record. The transcript has a single exon.
AUGAAUUCUGUCUGCUUGGUUACCGCUGCCGGUGCCGCCGCGCCGUCACCGACGCGUGCAUCGGCGACUGGCGAGGGAGCGCUCAUCUCUUCGUUUGAGUCACCAGUGGCUGAGCAGCGCUUAGCCUAUGAGGUCGCCGCCGCACACGCGCUGCGCGGUGGUCGUGUGCUGUUCCUCACCGCCCCGACGAGUCAAGCCUUCUCGCUGGCAAGAUUUGCGGUGACCGUCGAGAGGCAAUGGAUGGCGUUGCAGCAACUGCGGCAAGAGGCACUACGUGCGCUACAAGCCGACCCCGCAACACUUCGCCAUGCCCAGAACGUCACACAGGUGGGCUCUGCAGGGUGCACUACCUCGUCAUCGGCUUCUGCUCGCACAGCGUCGUCCAAACCGCGGUCGCAGUUGCUCAGCUCAGAAGCCCACCUCCGUGCCCGUCAGCGAGCGGUGCUGGACGCUGUCCGGCGAGUAGAGGUGCUGCCUUGCACUUCCAUGGACGAUUUCUACGCCGUGUGCCAGGCCUACACGUUCCCCACAGUUACCGUAGAGGAUGGUGCGACAGACGCUUCGGCUCCAACAGACACGCCAAACUCGCCAUCCUCAACUGAGUGUGGUGCGACAGGUUCGCGCGGCGGCGGCCGGCCCAGUGUUUCGAGGGAACCGAAGAUGAGGGCCAAGCCGGUGCUUACAUCCUCGCUGUCUUUCGUGGAUUCCGCUGCCGCGCCAGCCCCCACGCCUGCUCGCAGCUCCACGCUGCAUGAGGUGGACAUUGUACCGCUGUGUAUCGUGGACGGAUUUAUGGGGCCAGUGUCGACGUCAGCGCUACUCGAGCGCGCGUCCGGUCAGGCCAUCCCGCUUCUGCAUUAUGUGCUGUGCCUUCUGCAACGUCGUCUCAAGUGUGCGGUGAUGGUGGUGGAGGCAGGAGGUAGCGUGGCAGCGGGUAGUGGCACUAGUGGUGGCGCUUGCUGGCCUUCCUCCCCGUCGCCGUCAGAAAGUCUGGCUUCUGCGAGCUCUUUCUCCGGCGGGCGUCCACGGAGCCGAGGCGACGUUUGUGGUGCCCUACCAUCUCCUGCGAUGGUGCUUGCCGCCUCAGAUCUGGUACAGCGGCUGCGUUCUCCCCACAUGCAUCCGUCGCCAAUCGUGCACGUCUCUCACGCCGCAUGGUCCCUGGCACAGGUGCCAAUGGGGAGCUCCAGCGAGGUCGGCGGUGAAGUCAAGCGUCAGCCAGGAAAGAAAGCUACGCGAGCCGAUGGCACAGCUGAGCACUCGGCGCGCACGUGGUUCUCGCAGGCACCGCCCGUCUCCCUUCAUGACGUGCAGUUAUCUGUAGCCUAUGUCGAAUGGGAUGCCGUGUGGCGCCCGUUGCGGCACGACGACCGCCACAUGGAGGCUUGCGAUGCAAGGAACGGCGCCAUCUCACAGCAUGAUGAACUCCUUCUCCCUUUCAGCGUGGCAUGGCGAUACCGUGUGCAUCUCAUGAAGACGACUGUUAGCGAAGGUGCCGGGUCGCGGGUCGGCGGCACCGAUAGCCUCCUGCAGAAUCGCCAGAGCUGUCCGAGUGGGCCUCUCUGGCCCCCCUUUCGUGGCUCGCGCCGGCCAUCGGGUGUGCUGACGUCCUCCUCUAGCACGCCCAACAAGAUGCAGUACACUGGUUCAUGGAUGCGGAGCUCCCAGUGGCGGUACCUUUAG